Molecule: messenger RNA, 771 nt
Organism: Microthlaspi erraticum
Lineage: Eukaryota; Viridiplantae; Streptophyta; Magnoliopsida; Brassicales; Brassicaceae
Source: the annotation of a GenBank genome assembly
AUGGCGGAGGUUGUUCUCCACAUAUACGAUGUGACGAACAGUGGAUCAGAGAAGACUAACAACACCAUUCUCCAGAUCAAUAGGUUCUUCAAAGACGGGAUCGGUCUCGGCGGCAUAUUCCACAGCGCCAUUCAGGUAUAUGGAGAUGAUGAAUGGUCUUAUGGGUAUUGUGAACAAGGAACUGGUGUAUUCAGCUGUCCUAGUAGCAAGAAUCCGAUGUACACAUAUCGUGAGAAAAUUGUUCUUGGGAAGACAGAUUGCACAAUCUUCAUGGUAAAUCAGAUAUUGCGUGAGCUCAGCAGGGAAUGGCCGGGGCACACUUAUGAUUUGCUGUCCAAAAACUGCAAUCACUUCUGCGAUUUACUCUGUGAAAGGCUUGGUGUGGCAAAGCUCCCAGGUUGGGUGAAUCGGUUUGCCCAUGCUGGUGAUACAGCCUUAGAAGUAGCAGGAACCACAGCGAUGCGGAUCAAGCAAGCCAAAACUGAACUGGUAUCAGCUAGUAAAGUGGCUUAUCGCUUCCUCUCGAAUGUUACCUCAAACGUAACCAAUGGCACAAACGGCUCUCCACAACGGCCUGGAACACUCAACAAUACAGAGAAUGGGAACUUGAGAUUGCAAGGAAGUUGGUUCAAAGGGUUACUAAACACUGCAAAACCCUCCACAAGUAGAGAGAUGGGGAACAAAGACGAAGAUGCAAAUCAAGCAACCACCAAUCAGCAAAAGAACCAAAACCGUGACUCUGUACCGAUCAACCAUAGUGCAUUUGAUUAA